GUGCAUGGUCGGAUGGUCGUGGAUGGUGGAAAUGGUAGAGUACCUUCUGUCAACUAUUCUCGGCCUAAUAGACUAGUUGCCGAUUUAACAGCACCACGCGCGGGCAGUGCAUCGCCGAAGAAGUACCAUCAUCAUCCAAUUCGCAAAAUUGUGGUAAUCAUUUACUGCGCCGGUAUUUUUUAUUUUUUUUAAGUUCAUUAUUACUAUAGCUGGAACAGCUUCCAUAUCAUCAAGCUAAGAGAAAGUACAAUGCUGAAAUUUCAACACCGUUAAUUUAGAUAAAUCUGGAAGUGCAUGUGGAAACGAUGCAAUUAAUAUGGAGCAGAGUGAAAGCAUGAUCUGUCCCAUAAAUGGGGCCGAUAAAUCACAGAAUUUAUAAAAAUGCGGGGGCUGAUUGGGCGGUAUCUGUUAACCGCCUGUUUUGUCAUGGUUAGUGCAUAUGACGCGGCUAAUAAACUGAUUCGAGACAAUGAUCUUAAAGCUAUUUUAACUAAAGCGGAAUGGAAUGGACUAGUGGGAGAUGAUAGUAAAAAUUUUACUGUCACUUACGUGAAUUCCUUUCCAUUGAAUGACGAACACGAUCGGAAAAAGCCACUUGUAAAACGUAAAUUACAAAUUGAUGCUCCAAGUUUUGGGCGCACUUUCGAUCUCGACCUAUUUCCAACUCCCAAUCUGGUAUCUGAUCAUUUCAUGGUUUUGGAAGUUUACCCGAAUGGAUCAGUGCCGUUUGAGUUUAUGGACGAAGAUCUCAGAUGUUAUUUUCAGGGUUCCAAUGCUGCCGUUAGUUUAUGCAAAGGAGUGAAUGGUAUAAUCCACUCCGAUGAAAACCAUUACUAUUCCAUCCAACCACUGCCAAGCAGAUUCCAUAAUGCGACGUACAUACCGCAUUUACUACUACGAAAUUCGCAUGAGACUUUCAAAGACAAAGACUACUAUAGACUUAAAGAAAAAUUAGACGUUUUAAGUGAUUUCAAUAGUAAACUAGCUUAUUUUCGCCCAGUAAUGCUGCUUAAUAGCAUAAAGAAAGACUCGAAUAAACUAAGUAGAAAAAAUAAACUUCGCAUAGAGCCAGAUGUAAGUAAUGUUAAUUCUACAUCAAAAGAAGCUGGAAAGAAUAAUGGAGCUAAAUUAACAAACGACGGACAUGCUGACAGUGGGGUCUAUUUGCAAUCGCCUAAUAAAACCAAAGAAAUAAAAGCCAAAGUGAUGUUUGUUGAACGAAAAAAAUCAAAUAGGACAUUGAAACGAAGCAGGCGAGAUACUUUUCCUGCUGGGGCCACCGUUUUUGUGGAAACCGCUGUUUUUGUCGAUCGAGAUUUGUUUGAACAUAUGAAAACGAAUUUUCCCGUGGAUACAGAGCGGGAAAUUACCCGAUUUGUCUUGGCUAUGAUUAAUGCAGUUCAACUGCUCUACCAUGACUCUUCAUUAGGACGACCAGUUAAUUUUGUUCUUAAACGACUGGAAAUUAUGAAAGACGAAGUGGCAGGUCUGGUAAGACCUCCGGAUAUCGACAGAUUUCUGUCCAAUUUCUGCAACUGGCAAAGAAACCAAAAUCCGGUUGGUGAUCGACAACCAUUGCAUUGGGACCACGCGUUAAUACUUACCGGACUCGACUUGUACGUGAGAGGAAAGCAUGGAAAGAUAUCGAAUCAAGUCGUAGGUCUAGCGCCAGUGGCUGGCAUGUGCACAGCUACCAGUAGCUGCACAGUAAAUGAAGGUCGUCAUUUUGAAAGUGUAUACGUUGUGGCACAUGAAAUUGGACACAACUUGGGAAUGAGACACGACGGUCCCUUAGCCGAUAAUGAUUGUGAUCCGAGCAGUUACAUUAUGUCCCCAACUUUAGGUAGCGGCAAAAUUACAUGGUCAGCGUGCAGCAAAAGAUAUCUUCAAAAGUUUUUAGACACUCCUCAAUCAAGAUGCCUUCUUGACCAUGGUAGUUCCGCAGGUCAGUUGGAUCAUGGUGCGGAAGGAGCAUUGCCUGGAGAAAGAUUUAAUGCUGAUCAGCAAUGUAUGCUAAAAUAUGGCAGAGGAAGCAAACACUCUUCUCAGCAGCCACUGGACGAUGUGUGCAGAGACUUACAUUGUGAAAGGGAAAGAUACACUUGGACAUCACAUCCAGCUCUGGAAGGAACAUAUUGCGGGAACGGUAUGUGGUGUCGAGGUGGACGAUGUAUAGCAAAAGGAUCCAUUCCAAAACAAUCAUACAGCGGCGCUUUGAAACAAAGUCCGGACUCUGGUCAAGUGAAUGGCGGAUGGGGUGAUUGGAAGCUUAGCGAAUGCGCUUCGGGAUGUCUGUUUGGAGAAGAAGGACGGCUGAGAAGUGGAAGCACUGGAAUUGUUGUGUCGCAGAGAUUGUGCAAUAAUCCAAGCCCUCAAGGUACUGGUCAAAACUGUGAUGGUCUCGAACGCAAAUAUCAGACCUGCAACGCUCAACAAUGCCUAAAUGUUCCUAGACUAACUAUAAAAGAAUUUGCUGAGCAAAUUUGCACUCGAGCGAAAGAAGUGGAUAAAGAUUUAACGGGAUCGGGGAUGCAAAAGAUUAGCUCUGAUCCUGAAGAAGCGUGUGUGGUUUGGUGUCAGAAGCGCAAUGGUGCUACAAAGAGCAGAGGUUGGACAUUUCCAGAUGGAACAGCAUGCCAAACAAGGAGAAAUAGAUACGGUCGCCCAAGUUAUUGCAUCAACGGGCGAUGUGAAGAAUUUGUGUGCGACCCUUUCGAAGAAGCUGUUUUUACACAAAUGCCAGAUCUGUGUCCUAUUGACAAGGACAACAAUGAAAUUUCUUGGAGAACAGGGUUGAGAAGAAGAGAAGGUGCAAUACGCUGGAAAAGCGCCAGCGGUUGUCAUUACAAUUGCAUCUCUCCAGGGUCAGGAAUUAGACUGGUAAUGAACAAAAAGAUGAGUAAAAGCAGCAUACAGUUAUGUCAACCCGAACAGUAUGGAUGUGGCAAAGUGAAAAGUCCCUUUCAACAUGCCUCUAUGAUUUGCUCCAAAUACAAAGACAGGGUGAGGCGAUUAUCUGGAUUAGGAAUGCAGAUUUCACCAUCACUCGAGGAUCCAGAUAGGCCGUGCCGCGUGGCUUGUCAGGAUGAAAACAUCUCUCAUCGAUUUUACUUAGUUAAUGGUGAAGACGGAUGGUUCCCAUUUGGAACGGACUGUUCCAGAGGAUCGACCGAUAAAAAGGCAUUCUGCAUUAGUGGAAAAUGUUUAGGGUUUGGUUCUGAUGACACACCUUUAUCUGAGAGUGAGUUUACGCUCCCACUAUUGUCCAGAAACAAAAGAUCCUUAGAUAGAAACAGCACCAAAGUAACGGUUAAGUUGAAGCAAGAAGAACUAGAUGCAAUUGUGGAAAGAUUUAAUAAGACUUUAGCAGGUUUGACUGAUCAAUCUAUGAAGUUUUUCAAUGUAGAUUAUAAUAAUCCAAUCCAUAUCCAUAAAGAUUCGGAUAUUAAACCCAACUACCAUUUCGGCCAAGAGUUUGACUCUGAAACUAUCGACCACGACAAUGCGAACUAUACAUAAUUUAUUAUAGAUAGUAUAUGUAAUUUUUAUUGACCAAAUUUGUGCAAAAAUAAACAAUUUUUAUGGAG
This is a messenger RNA of Dendroctonus ponderosae (mountain pine beetle), 3587 nucleotides long. RefSeq names its product A disintegrin and metalloproteinase with thrombospondin motifs adt-1 (gene stl). NCBI's taxonomy places the organism in Eukaryota, Metazoa, Arthropoda, Insecta, Coleoptera, Curculionidae. Bases 382 to 3519 code for a protein of 1045 amino acids. Gene Ontology annotation, molecular function: metalloendopeptidase activity. Gene Ontology annotation, cellular component: extracellular matrix. The transcript has 19 exons. The record is from RefSeq and is a predicted model, not a curated record. Gene Ontology annotation, biological process: extracellular matrix organization; proteolysis.